AUGCUAAUCAGGUGGCUCUGGUGUUCGGCCUCGACUAGCGCCUUUUUGUCCGUGCAGCAUCCGCACCUGUUUAAGCAGCGGUGGUUUCACGCCCAACAGCGAAGCUGGAGCCUUGUAUCGCGCACGCGGCGCACGCUCUGCCUGGACUUGCGUUUGAGGAGGCUCUUGGAAGCGAACAGAACGCUUCGAUUGGUCGGCUCUGUUCUCGGCGGGCUUGCGCUGGUGCUUCACACGGGUGCGCCCCCAGUGCUACGAGGAAGCGAUCACCACGCAACUGGAUCACUUGGCUUCGUUGUGAAACGGACUCGCAACAUGGCUUGGCGUGCAUCUGGGCACACGAACGCUGAACUUGUUCACAACCUGAAACGUUUGGGUCUUAUUGAGUCGCCGGUGGUCGAAAAGGCUUUUCUGGCAGUCGACCGAAAAUACUUUGUGCCAGUUGGGCGGCCAGCAUCGGUCUCUUUAUCAACGCCAAGCACCUCAGGGCAGCAGCAGCAGCAGCAGCAGCAGCAGCAGCACAUGGAGCCAUCUGCCUCUGCUACUGCGCAAGUUCGUGAUGCGAGUGCACCGCAGCCGCCCGCAGCCAAUGCGCCGUUGGGCGUGUUUCCUGGACGACAGCAUGAGGAACGCGACGAAUUUGCACAGAACGAUCCGUAUGAAGAUAGCCCCCAGUAUAUUGGAUACUACGCGACGAUCUCGGCACCGCACAUCCAGGCGAUGUGCGCGGAGCUGCUGCGUUCACACAUCGGUCGCCCCGGGGCGCGCGUAUUGGAUGUCGGCAGUGGGACCGGCUACCUGACGGCCAUCUUUGCAAAAUUAGGCGAGUUUACACUGCAGUUGUCGGACGCAACCGAGGAUAUUGCAGCACCGACGCCAGCGACAACGAGAGCGCUGCUUCCUCGCGUCUUCGGCAUCGAUCACGUUCGUCCGCUUGUGGAGGCAUCACUGCAGAACAUUCGGCUGAGCAAUCCAGAGCUAAUCGAUGAGCAACGGGUUGCUUUCAAGGCCGAUGAUGGACGGCUAGGUUGGCCCGAAUAUGCUCCCUUUGAUGCCAUUCAUGUUGGUGCAGCUGCGGACGUUGUGCCGCGAGCGCUGCUGGAGCAACUCAAGCCCGGAGGUCGAAUGGUAAUCCCCAUUGGACCCGAGGGUGGCGAUCAGAAACUCGUGGCGAUUGAUCGCGACGAAACAGAUCCAUCCAAGUACAUUCAAAAAGAUAUAACGGGUGUUCGCUACGUUCCGUUAUGCGAUUUGGCGUAUCAGUGGCAGGGCGCCCUUAAUGCGGACACCGAAGAGGAAGAGAAACUGUGA
This is a messenger RNA of Cyanidioschyzon merolae strain 10D, 1308 nucleotides long. RefSeq names its product probable L-isoaspartate O-methyltransferase. The record is from RefSeq and is a predicted model, not a curated record. The coding region runs from base 1 to 1308 and encodes 435 amino acids. Gene Ontology annotation, biological process: protein modification process. Gene Ontology annotation, cellular component: cytoplasm. The transcript has a single exon. Lineage: Eukaryota; Rhodophyta; Bangiophyceae; Cyanidiales; Cyanidiaceae. Gene Ontology annotation, molecular function: protein-L-isoaspartate (D-aspartate) O-methyltransferase activity.